Messenger RNA from Lodderomyces margitis, 2211 nucleotides. RefSeq names its product Dem1p (gene DEM1). Gene Ontology annotation, biological process: interstrand cross-link repair. The coding region runs from base 1 to 2211 and encodes 736 amino acids. The record is from RefSeq and is a predicted model, not a curated record. Gene Ontology annotation, cellular component: nucleus; mitochondrion. The transcript has a single exon. NCBI's taxonomy places the organism in Eukaryota, Fungi, Ascomycota, Pichiomycetes, Serinales, Debaryomycetaceae. Gene Ontology annotation, molecular function: single-stranded DNA 5'-3' DNA exonuclease activity.
AUGAGUGCUGCUAUGUUAAAAGUGGAAGUUGAAGGUGCUUGUGAUUCAUUGGGAAAUCUUGCAUUGGAAGAUACUUUUGGUUCAUCGUUGACAGGAGGAGAAAGAGGUAAGAAAAAGAAAGCAAAGGCGAUCUCGCAGGGAGAUGAUACUCGCGUUUUGCAUAAACCAGGCUAUGAUGAUGAUUUGUUCAAGAUUGAAAAACAGAGGCCCAAGUUCACCCAGGCACAAAUACGUGACUUCGAAGCACAUCUCAAUGAGAAAGAAAAAGAGGCGUAUGCUCAGGCUAUAAUUAGGCAAGUGCAACAACUGUCAGAGACAGCUGCAAAAAACGCUGAAAAGAAAGCAACAAAGACACGAAAAACCAAACUGGUGACGAAAUCAAAGAAAGGUGGAGCUAAAGCAACCUCACCAUCACCACUUCAAACAGAAGACGAACUUCUUUUUGCAAACAAUGAAAGCUUAAGCAACAUUUAUGAUAAUUGGAACUUGUCCCAUUCAGCAAACUUACCCAUUGUCAGUCCGCUUCCGGGAGAUAAUAUUCCAUUUACAUUCUUUAGCAAGCAUAAUGCCGAUCCAACCAUUAUCCAAUCGCCACGCUUAUCAGUAACGAGAAUUUUAGUCAAUAACUGGUGUCAAGCACGCGAGUACUACAAGAUAUAUUCUGGAUCGUUGCGAUCGCCACCUUCAGAAGCCAUGGAGCAAGGAAGUCGCUACCACGCCGCUUUGGAAGAAGAAACGCAUCCUCUGAUUGACUUGCUGGAUUUGUUGACUUUUGUUUCUCAAAAGGCUGAUGCUUUGAAGAAGGCGUUGCUGGGUAAAACGGGGAAGUUGAAGAGGAGACAAAAGGUGCCAGCAGAUGCUCUUUCCAAAGGACAAAAUGGUAAGGAAGUUGUUGAGUUGUUGGAUGAAAUGAAGUCUGUCUCCCAGGAAGACUUGUUGGCCAAUGAAUGGUCGCAUAAAGUUAUUUCUCGGUUAUUUGCAUUAUUAACAAAUGCAAAAGCUAGAGAAAUCCCCAUUCAUGGCUAUAUCAAUUUGAAUCAAGCUAAAUUUAUUGAGCCCCGCGAUGGUGCUCUGGCAUUGGACAAUUCAGUUCUUGUUUCUGCCAUUGUUGAUUUAUUCCAGUUUAAAAAUCAUAAAGACCCCACUGAUUUGACGUUUUUUACCGAGAUGCAAAAUAUGAUGGAGUUUGAAUUUGAUAAAGAUAGAGCUGGAAGUAAACUCAUGAUUGAUUUGACGAGGUUUAUGCCUGAGGCAGCAAAAGUGCUUGCUGAGUAUAAUCGAAAUGAUAAUUUAUCCCUUGUUAUAUCCGACGUCAAGACCCGCAGUGACAAUAGUGUACCUUAUCAACAAUCAGUUGUAGCCGGUGCCAAGGUGCAAACGUUUCUUUAUCGCAGAUUCUUUGAUACGUUGUCUAAAGAUGCCCCCUUCACGUAUCGCGGGUUUAUCGAGAACGCAAUGAAACGCAACUUGGAUAUUGAUAAACCGUUGAGCCCCUUUAUAGUGUUGCAAAUGUUGCGAUUGAAUCAUAAUUUGUUUUAUAAUGAUUUUGUUAAAUUGAGUAAUGGUGAACCGCUUGGGUUUGAUCCGUUUGAUGAGGACCUUAAGUUGAACAAGUUGAGUCAAUCUCUAGCUGGUUUGAAAAUCGAGGGACUGGGACUAGACAGUAUACCCCUUGGCUCAGCACUGACAAAACAUGAUGCUUUCCGAUUCGAUUUGUUAUUUCAAAAUGUCAACGACUUCUCCUUCACCACUCCGUCAAACCAAUCGUACCUCAACGAGCUAGACCAAUUAGAGCCGCAACAGUCCAAACAACAAUUUCCUUAUUCGCAUUACAUGAAGCCCCUUUUGAAAACAUGGCAGACCCCACCAACACUACGAUACUUGGCAGCAAGAUCAGCCCAAUUAUUGCAUCUCUUUAACAACUUUACUGAUAAUUUAACCACUGUUGAGUACCACAAUGCGUUGAAACAUGAAGUGUUUGAAAUCAGGCAGUAUCAGUAUCAAGAACAAGACUUGCAAGCAGAAGUUGACGAGGCUAGUAAGUUUUGGUUAGGUAAACUUGUGCCUCAAUUUGCUGAUUCUAAAUCCAAAUGCAAUUAUUGUGAGUUUAAACUAAAGUGUAUUGUUGGUCGAGGUGAAGCUGAUGAUGAUAUGUAUAAGCGGAAAAUGGUCGGUCCUAAAGUGAGACAAUUUAUUGGCCAAUCGGUAUAA